AUGCCGGAAAAGAUGCCUAGUUAUCGCGUAUUGCUAUAUAUAUUUAUUCUUACACCGUUGAUUAAUGGCUCACAAACGGUCAAGUGUGGUAAUUCAAGCCAAGAUAUUUCCGCUAGAAGCAUAUGUGACUGUGUUGACAAUUGUAGAAAUAAGUUUGAUGAAAUAAAUUGUGGUAAGCCAACCAUAAAUUUGCAAGCCGUCGAAGUGUCGACUUUGGCCACUAUCGAGCAUGAACGUAUCCAGCAAUUCAAGCAGCAAUGGUCACUGCGGAACCUAAAGGGCUCUUCUGCCGCCAUAUUUACGAUUGAUACAUCCAUCCCUCAGCCAUGGAUUUAUUCAAUAUGUUUAAACGAUAAUCCUAUUCCUAAUCUAUCAAUGAGAGUCUUCAAACCAGUGCCAAGUUUAAAAUACCUGUAUGUUGCAACAAUUGUUUUAUUUUAA
Messenger RNA from Trichoplax adhaerens, 441 nucleotides. RefSeq lists its product as uncharacterized. The record is from RefSeq and is a predicted model, not a curated record. NCBI's taxonomy places the organism in Eukaryota, Metazoa, Placozoa, Uniplacotomia, Trichoplacea, Trichoplacidae. Gene Ontology annotation, molecular function: protein binding. Bases 1 to 441 code for a protein of 146 amino acids. The transcript has 5 exons.